This is a messenger RNA of Scaptodrosophila lebanonensis, 3077 nucleotides long. It is a transcript of the gene Rtf1, whose product is annotated as RNA polymerase-associated protein Rtf1. Gene Ontology annotation, cellular component: Cdc73/Paf1 complex. NCBI's taxonomy places the organism in Eukaryota, Metazoa, Arthropoda, Insecta, Diptera, Drosophilidae. The transcript is spliced from 4 exons. The record is from RefSeq and is a predicted model, not a curated record. Gene Ontology annotation, molecular function: RNA polymerase II C-terminal domain phosphoserine binding; DNA binding. The coding region runs from base 88 to 2382 and encodes 764 amino acids.
UCUGCAUAAUUUGGAGGUUGGUUGUUAAACUUAUUUCUGCGUUGGAUAAAAGUGCGCUGAGUGUCGUUUGGGUAAAGCUUAUAUAAAAUGGGAAAACGUCGGACGCAGUCCCUAAUCGAUUCCAAUUCGAGCGAUAGUGAUUCGGACACAAAUUUGGAGUCGGACUUGUUAUCACUGGCAAAAAAGAGGAAGAAGCCCGGCAAUGCCAAUAAAGCGUCCACUUCCAAGUCUGACUCUGACUCAGACUGGGCGAACAACAAAACAGGCACCCAUGCCGCAAAGAAGAAAAAAAGAACAAAAAAGGCGAGCAGAGAGUCGAGUUCGUCGGAAGAGAACUGGGAUGAUGAUAGCCAGGAUGAGGCGCUGGUGCAGUUGCCAGCUGCGGAUAAGCAACCGCAAAAUGAAGCGAAUUCGGCCAAACUCAGCGAGCACGAAGAGGGUGAGGUGUCUGAUAGUGACUCAGACAGUGGAAAAUCGAACUCGUCGUCAGCAUCGGAUUCGUCAAGUUCGUCCUCAUCAAGUUCCGAUUCUGAGUUCGAUGACGGGUACGACGAUGAUCUUAUGGGCGACGAGGAGGACCGAAAGCGUCUAAACGGUCUGUCGGAAAAAGAGCGAGAAACAGAAAUUUUCAAAAGAAUCGAGCAACGCGACCUGAUGAGAACAAGGUGGGAGAUCGAAAGAAAGUUAAAGCUUGCACGACGUGGGGAGAAGAACGAAAAGUCCAAGUCAAAAAGUGAACGUGCAAAGAAAAAAUCCAAAAAUAAGGAGAAGAUAAAAAAAGCAAAAGAUUUGAUACCACCAACACCGGUGUCGCCAUUGCCGCAAAAUGAACCCAAUACCAACAAUACCGAGAUGCGGACCUUAGCCAAGAGCCCCUCUCCAAUAUUAUCUAACCGGGAAGUGGCCUCAAUGUCAGGGGCACUUGGCGGCUCCGCUGAUGGCAGCCCCGAUGAACAAGCUGCAGGCGGCGUGUCUGACUAUUUUGAUCAUAAGGAGCGGUCAAAAGAGCGCAAAAAGAAUGUGGAAGCCAAUAAAACCGACGAUAAAAGAAGCAAUGCAAUGGCCUUGCUGAAGGCUAAACGUGAAGGAAAAGCUAAACGAGAGGAAGAGGAAGCAAAGCGGCAAGCGGAACGUGAGCGGGAUGAUGAAAAAGAAGAGUUGGAGAGUGUUUCUGGUUGCAAAUCGGCUGUAAAACUGAAAGCAUCCGAGAUUUAUUCAGAUGAUUCCGGCAGCAGUGAUUGGGAUGAGGAUGAAAAGCCAACAGGAAAGCGAUCUCGUUCCAAUAGCAGUAAAGCGACAAGCGAGUCGGAGGACGACGAGAAGGCGACCAAAAGCCCUGUCUUUAUAACCACCCGUGAGGAUUUGAACAAGUUGCGCCUUUCGCGGUUUAAAAUGGAGCGCUUCGUUAAUCUACCAAUUUUUGAGAAUACAGUUAUAAACUGUUUCGUUCGCAUCAGUAUAGGCAACAAUGGGCAGAAGCCAGUUUACCGGGUCGCUGAGAUAGUUGGUGUUGUUGAGACGGGAAAAAUAUAUACUUUGGGCACAACUCGAACCAAUCGGGGACUGCGUCUGAAGCAUGGCACACAGGAGCGCGUUUUCCGCCUAGAGUUCAUAUCAAAUCAGGAGUUUACGGAAAAUGAAUUCAACAAAUGGUUCGAAGUGUGUCAACAACAGAAAGUGCCAAUGCCAACAGUUGACCUAAUCGAUAUAAAACAGAACGACAUUAAGAAGGCGCUCAACUACGAAUUCAAGGACGAAGACGUCGACAAAAUCGUUGAAGAAAAAAAUCGCUUCCGCAACCGUCCAACAAACUAUGCCAUGAAAAAGACCUGCCUAAUGAAGGAGCGUGACGCGGCAAUGUUGCGGGGCGAUUACGAUAUUGCGCAGGACCUAGGCCAGCAAAUAGAAGAGCUAGAGAGCCGUGCUUCCGAACUAGACAAAAAACGUUCCAGUAGCUUGAGUCUAAUAUCAUACAUCAACGACCGAAAUCGGAAACGCAAUGUUGAGGAUGCUGAAAAGGCCAUUAUGGAAGAGGCUCGUGCGAAUAAGGGCAUGAAGAUUUCUGAUCCGUUUACUCGACGUAUUACUCAGCCCCGAAUGGGUUUCAAAGGCUCCAAAAAGGACGAAGAUGAUGUAUUACCGGCUCCAUUACCACCACCACCUCCAGGGAAGAAGAGGCCAAAUGAAGCACCGACUACCAAACCAACGGACAGCAAAGAUUACAGCUUGUACUCUUUACACGACUUUGACAUCGACCUAGAUGUACCAUUACCAGUAAACAGCGCUAAUGCGGUGCCGAAGCCUGCGAACAAACCAUCAGAAACCGUGUCAAAACGUUCGUUAAACUUAGAAGAUUACAAAAAGAAACGAGGUCUUAUUUAGCUGCUUAAUUCAAAUAAUUAAUAUAAUGACAGUUGUUCGUGUGCUUUCAUCAUAGGUUAGUGGUUUUAAUUAAAUUUUUGAUACAUAGUCGAUCAAUGUGAAAAGUUAGUCACUAUUAGUUUUCGCAUUCAACCAGAAAAUUAGUUAAUGCUCGGAUUUCGCAGUUGGCGAAUUUAUCACCAAUAAGUAUAAUUUAUAAAUUGUAAUUUGUAUUCCUAUCAUAAAAGAUAGUCCGUAUACAUAUAUAUAUAAUCGAUAAGUUUUUUUUGUUUUUAACUACAGACCGCAAUCUUUUACAUUUAAAGAGAGCACCUUGUUUUUCGCAUUGAAUCUGUUUCGAUCUUUAAGAACUGGCCAACACAUACAUAGAUACACGCGCGCAUAUAUACUAUAUAAAUAUACUGUUGAUUUAUGUUCUAGGUAUAUUUUUUAUUUUUAUUUAUAAACCAUAUUUAGAUAAAAUGUACAAUCAGUUGACACACGAAACGUAAUUAUGACAUUAAUCAUAUUAACGCUCUCAAUCAGUUUUAGAUUGCAUAAUUUGUUUCCUUUUUAUUAGGAUUAAGCUCAAUAUAUUGUGUAUGUAUUAGUUGUUGUAUACCAGCAAUGUUCAAUUAACCUACGUAUAUUAAAUAUGUUCUUGUUUGUAGCAAUCAAGAACGCGAUUUGUAAUAAAAAUCUAUCCAUGAAAUUAA